Etheostoma spectabile (orangethroat darter) is the source of this 5268-nucleotide messenger RNA. It is a transcript of the gene cbfb, whose product is annotated as core-binding factor subunit beta. The transcript has 7 exons. Gene Ontology annotation, molecular function: transcription coactivator activity; sequence-specific DNA binding. The record is from RefSeq and is a predicted model, not a curated record. Gene Ontology annotation, cellular component: nucleus; core-binding factor complex. Bases 388 to 912 code for a protein of 174 amino acids. NCBI's taxonomy places the organism in Eukaryota, Metazoa, Chordata, Actinopteri, Perciformes, Percidae. Gene Ontology annotation, biological process: regulation of transcription by RNA polymerase II.
AGAGAGAGAGAGAGAGAGAAAGAGAAAGAGAAACGGUCGAAUUGAGCUGUAUCUAUCGCGGUGGGUCACUCAAUGAGAGCCAUUUAGAGCCAGAGGCGACCCGGAGCGCGCAGGAGCCGCAGUCAGAGGCAGACCAUCAGUCAGAAUCACAUAGUCCAGCAGCAGAGAGCACAUUGCUCCACACACACACACACACACACACACACACAUAUAUACACACACACACACGCGAAAAGACACAGACACGGAAGAGAAGUGAGUGAAAGAAAGAAAGAGAGGCAGAGUGAGAGACGAUCGGCGAUACGACCAGUUGAAGUUUGACUGUGCGGGAUAGGAAAGAAAAAGGCUGAAAAGUGCAACCCAAGAGGCCGGGAAGUGUUGGUCAAGAUGCCGCGGGUAGUCCCGGACCAGAGGAGCAAGUUUGAGAAUGAGGAGUUUUUCCGCAAGUUGAGCAGGGAGUGUGAGAUUAAAUAUACUGGGUUCAGGGACCGACCCCAUGAAGAGAGACAAGCUCGCUUCCAGAACGCCUGCAGGGACGGACGGUCAGAAAUAGCCUUUGUAGCUACAGGUACCAACCUCUCUCUCCAGUUCUUUCCAGCCAACCUGCACGGAGAUCAGAGGCAGGUCCCUGCAAGGGAGUAUGUCGACUUUGAGAGAGAGACAGGAAAGGUCUAUUUAAAGGCUCCCAUGAUCUUGAACGGGGUGUGUGUGAUCUGGAAAGGCUGGAUCGACCUACAGAGGCUGGAUGGGAUGGGAUUGCUGGAGUACGAUGAAGAGAGAGCGCAGCAGGAGGAUGCUUUGGCCCAGGCAGCGUUCGAAGAGGCGCGACGCAGAACCAGAGACUUUGAAGACAGAGACCGAUCACACAGAGAGGAUCUGGAGGACCCUGUGGUUUCUAAAAUCUGGGACUGAUGACAGACAGACAGCCAGCAGAAAAGAACAGGUCCAGACGACAGCAGGACCCCAGCCCUGGCUCAAACAUGGCCAACGCUGACGCGGAACACAAGAUGCGCUGAGGAGGAAGAGGAAGUAGAGGAAGGAGGAAGAACCAAAAAAAAAAAAAACAACAACAAAAAAACUGGGCUGGCUGUCCAUUCACUUUUAAUACAAUCAACUGGGGGGGGGGGGGGAAUGUCAACUGAAACUGCAAUGGUUGACCAAUUGUUCAUAGUUAUUUCCCGACAGAUUUGAUAUCAUCGUUUUUAAAUGCCAAACAUUUUUGACAUAUUUAAAUGUAGAAAAUCAACUUCCUUAAUAGAUUGAAUUGAAAGUGAACCAAGCCUUAAAAUAGAAGGAGUAACAGAAAAAAGGACACAGCAGACCUGGGCAAAAAGUAGUGAAUGUAUUUAAAUACAGAGGACAAAACAUGAGCUGUUAAAUUAGCACUAUAUUGCAGAUGUGACACAUCCAAAAAAUGAGGUUGAUUUUUUGAGUCAAAUGAGUGUUUCAGACAUAUGAAGUAGAGAUCAAAUUAUUCAAAGACUUCUACAUUUUUUUGUCCAGGUCUUAAAUGAUUUCAUGGAUAGGUCAGAUUCAAGUAGGCUACCAAAAGUAUAUUUUCUAUUAAUACAAGAUGGGAGAAGGGUUGUAAGGGGGCAUAGAUGGCAUUGCCUGUAAUGAUAGCAGUAGGAGGAUAGAUAGAAGCUGGAAGAGCAGAGAAAAUAGAGAUUUGUUUGGCUCAGGGUGACGGUCGGGGCUUAUUGGUCAGGAUUACCAGAAGAGCAUGCAUCCAAAGUGAGGUGUUGACAGUCUGUGAAAAGGAAAAGAUGCAUUGUGUCUGCAUUGUCCACUGUUGUGCAACACAUUUGUGAAUAUGUCCUUUUUAACCCCAACGAUAUCUAGCUCACGUCCUGAAACCUGCUGUUUUCUUAGACCAAAGUUCACAUUGCUGGAAAGGGAGGGAGUGGGAGGGGGCGCAGGGAGGGAGGGAUGGAGGGGGAUGAAGGAAGGGGAAAGUGAGUCGCGCUAAAAAAAAUUAAAAGUGGUCAGGUGGGAGGAAAGCAUCCGGAGAGAAUUACGCCAGGUUGUAGUGUUAAGAAGUGUUUGUUGUACUAUAAUAUUCAUGAUCUCUUUGAAACAUUACUAUGGUGAGAUGCCCAUGACUACAGAAUCACGGGUUCAAAUAUGUAGCAACAACCUCGAGGCGUGACGGUUAACAAAGAAAACUGCUACAAGGUCUGACAUCUUUGGCUCUGGAAGCAAUCUGAAAAUGAUGGGGUUUUUUUAUUUGGGGGAGGGGGGAAUCAAACACCCUCUGUCUUCUGAGGGGUUUUGCACUAUGUGAUACAAUCAGAGUUGUUUUCCACAUGGAUUUUCUUUAUAUGCAUGAAACCAAACGCAGGCCUACCUAUGUUCUAGGGAGAGCACUGUCUUUACAGCGCAUUGAUAAGGAAUAACUGGGUGAUUCAAGGCUAUGUCAUUAUGAAGCCAAAAGUAGGUGGGUUCUUGCCGUGGCCCCAAACAGUAGCAUGCUCGACAAAGCACAAACACAUCUUUUUUUUUAAAUUUUACCAGGAUGUGUCACCCAGGUGGACUUGGAGAGCCUUCAUUUUGGCCCCUUUUCUUUAGAAUUUAGUCUUUUGCUUUUUCAGUGGUACAAAGUCAUCAUAACAUAGCAUCGCUGUCCAAUGGUGACCAUGUAACUCUACUUUUUGUGAUUUAGAAUUGAGUGUUCCUUCAUGGGGCGGAGAAACAUUUACUAGUUUGUAAGCUAAAUAAACGGUUUAAAAAGCCAUUGUGUUUGUGAAGAUUGCAUUGUCGCAGAGCUAACAAUGGCUUUUUUUCCUAAGCUCAUGAAAAGGUCGUGUUUUGGUGAUGCGUGGUUUUCACUAGACAGCGUGGAUAGGUACCGUACUACUAUUACACGCUAUUAUUCAAAUGGACAUCAGCAAAGACAAAAGUUCAAAAACACUUCCACUAAAAACUGGUCAACUUCCACUUGCUAUCAACAUUGAUAAUGUAUCGGCUCAGAUGGCAGACUGUACAGCCUACUGUACCAAUCCAAUGUUAGAAUCCAUGUAUCCAUCGAUCAAUCGCCCAGAUAUCCCUUAUCAUGAACGCGCUGUCAAAGCCUCGAUGCAAUCUAAAUACUAUUCCCUGUCCUGUUACAGCACUAGUGUAAUGAAAUGGUAUGUUUUGUUAUCUUAUCGUUUUGUUUGUGUGAAAGUCACGAUGUUUACUUUUUAUAUUACUUCACACCUUCGCAUAUGUAUUCAUUUUUGUUCAUCUUUCAGCUUUGUUAUGAACUAGUAGUAGCAGCAGCAGCGUUAGGCUAUUUUAUGUAAAGUUGAAAAUUACAAAAAGUCUCCAGAAAUGUGGGAGUUUGAGGACUUUUGUCGCUUUAGUUUUACAUUGUUUCUUAUUAUAUUUUUAUUGUGAUUUUUUUUUUUAGGAAAUCCACUUCCUGGGUUAUAUACAAUGAAUUUGUAUUGACUCAAGCCCUGUUUUCAAUUUCAUUUCCCAGUGUGCUUUACAUUUAGUGCACUCAACGGUUUUAUUAUAAUUCUUAUAACCAAGGCAAAUCUUUUGUUGUUAUGCUUUUCUGUUUUCUCAGUCUGAUUUAUUUAGACUUGUGAUGAGCUUUACAUGAGCUAAGAAAACUGGUCAUUUUCGUAUCUAUUGAUAGCGUGUUUGUAACAUUUUACAAGAAGUUUUACAGUAAAGAAACGUUGUUGAUAAUAGUUGAAAUUAAAAUAAAGUGAAUUGAAAGCUCAAACAAUGUGAUAAACUCGAUGAUACAUGACCUCAGCCCGAGUGGCUACAGAGAGGUUAAAUCGAAUAUAACUAAGAGGAACGGUUUUAGCUGCAAUGGUCAUUUUUUUUGUCAAGAUUCUUACAGUGUCAUUAACAGAAACACCAGGCCAGCUCAGGGUGGAACAAAAAACAACGCAGGCUUCUCAUCCUGACAACUGAAUCCUCGGCCUACAUGGGGGGAAUUCAUUCAGAUAACCUGGCGUUGGAGAAUUAACUUUCUCAUUGGCAGCCUUAUUAUUUUUUACCCCACAGAGAUUUGGGGGGAAAAAAACAAAAUUGAAUGUUUGUUUGGUUUUAAAUUCAAAGCAUGUUGAUCCCUCAAAGUCAGCUGGCCUGUGGGCUUAAUUAGUUAUAGAAUAUGGAAAACUUACUUUCUGUCUGAGGGAGCCUACAAUGUGAAAAGUGAUGGAUUUUUGUGACUCAGCUGAGUUUGAUAUUGUUAUGUUGAUGAGAUGAGACGAUGUAGUGAGGUGGCAUUAGAGACUUGGAGGCGAGGCGGGUGGAGGGACACAGGAAGGUUGUUGUGUUCAGCAAUUCUUCAUCCAGUGUAGAAAAGGUUUGAGGAUCCCAGCAGUACAUACCAGGAAAGUUGGUAUCUUUGAAUCCGACAGUUUAGACGGUGGUGCGAUCACUGGGAACUGCCAGAGCACUGGGUAUGAACCAGUACAAGGAGAGGUGAGGUGUUGGUGGACAGUCAGAGACAGUACGGUUUGGGAUGGCCACCCCAUCCCUAACGUGUUUAGGCUCACUGGAUGCGUUUUGGAAAUAUGUAAGUCAUGAAUUAAUCGGUUAUGGCUGUUUCUCUGAUCCAAUCUUAGAAAUAACACCACUUCUGGGUAGAUUACAGCAUCGAGAACCGGUUCCAACCAAAAAUUACAAUUCCAAUGUUAUAUUUUUAUUGGAAUCGUUUGAAAAUUGGGUUUUGAAUUUGCUCAUUCGUGCAAUAUUUCAUGCGGUUUCCCAUAGUGGCCGGUGUACUUCCAGGAGCUUGUUGUGUUGCAGCCAUGGAGCACAGCAAGCGGCACUUUUAAGUGGGGCUUUAUCUUACGCUGAAAAAGCCCGGUUAAACUGUAAAUCACCAUUGAAUGAAAAUGAAAUGUUCCCCUUAUCUGUGAAAUAAGCAUGUGGCCCGUUUCAACUCCACCCCUCAAAGAACCAGAAUCAAGAAUUGAUAAGAAUUUGAAAGGAAGAAUCGGAAUUGGAAUUAGAAUUGUUCCAACCCUACCCAUGAUGGACUUCAAACAUCUGGCAUGUCUGUAGCUCAACUACAUAUCAACAAUUAUAUCUCUAUGGAUUUAAACAGUGUGCUGAGGUUAAGAAAACAUUAAUGAGGGAUCGGUUGGAAGAGACAGAUGAUUUGUAGGUUGUAGUUCGGAAGUGACCCCAGUGUACCAUCCUGUCCCCACUCAACCCACCCUAAUCAUUCUACCAUGAUUUAGGAGGUUGCCAAUGUAAACACCUUAGUUGAUACUCCAUCCCUCAAAUUUCUUGAUGCAGGCAUUAAGGCAAAAAAAA